Rubroshorea leprosula is the source of this 344-nucleotide messenger RNA. The record is from the annotation of a GenBank genome assembly. NCBI's taxonomy places the organism in Eukaryota, Viridiplantae, Streptophyta, Magnoliopsida, Malvales, Dipterocarpaceae.
CAAUUCAUCGCAGUGAGAUAAAAUUCCUCAACUCUCCUCGCCGAAAUCCCCGAAGACACCAUGAUCAGCGUUCUAGCUCAGGAGCGAUUGCUUGGUGCUGCACUGGGAAGCACAUUGGCGGGGAUCGUCGUAAUCGAGCAGCGCAAACGCAUUUACGAUUCGAUUUCCGAUGAGAAAUCCAAACUCGCCGCUCAAUCUAAGGUGCAUUUUUGUUUUCGUAUUUGAAACCUUAGCGACUGAUUUAAUUCACCAUUUUAUUGAUCUCUCUAACCCUAACGGAUUGUAAGUUGUUGACUUUCCUCGUUAAUUUAGGCGAAAGAAGAAAUUAAAUUUAUAGGGCUGAU